AAUAGAGAACGUGGAUUCUUACGUCUGAACGGUCCUGAAGUGCCAGCCGCCACCCGUGACAAGUGACCAAGUGACGUCAACAUACACAGUGAGGGCGCGGAGGGAGGGAAUAUAGGGUCGUCAUCCGCCGUCACCUGGUCGUCACCAUUGUCGCGAUUUGAAAUUUAAUCAGAGUGAUGUUAACGAACUUGCCAUGAUCGCUGGUGACAGCUCUUAUUUGCACAAGAAAAUAGCUGUCCCCGAAAUACAUAAUUUUGCUACGUAAAUCUUGUCUGUGUGUUUUGCUUUUGUGGGGAGUGUUCCUAGUGGCAUUUGCGUAUUAUUAGUUAUUUUUUCAAACCAGUGUACCGUACACAUUUUCAACUAUGAGUCAUUUUCAUAUUAUGUGGUCGGAAGAACGUCUUCGGGGAGAAAACAACGAAGUAAAAUGACGAAACUGUAUCUCCUCCCUCGAGCAAACGAAAAUAUUUUGCUGUUGAAUUUUUAAUAUCGGUUCUCCUCCAUUUCAUUAAUUUCCUCAAUUUUUUUGUAAAAAUGGCAACAGAAGGCGAACAACAAGGGGAGAAGAGGAAGCCAUCUCCAGUUUUGUCUAUGUACCAGAUGUUAAAAGACCUGUGUCAAAACAAUGCUGAACAUUUUCGUGGAGAUGACACAGAAAACGGUCAAAGACUUCAUGCAGGAUUCCUGGCUAUAAUUGAUCAUGUGAAUACAGUGACACCUUUGGUAGAAGAGAUUAGGUCCAUAGCUCCUUAUUUUGAUUUUGAUGAGACGACUCCUGGAAAUGGUUACCGAAGCUUUGUUGUUGUCGUUGACAAGUGUAUACAGCAUGGUAUCAAAUUGUGCCGACAAGUAAUUGAUGGGAGAGAUUCUUUCCUUUUCCGCAAAGGUACUUACAUGAGAGAGGUGGAAGCAUGCAGUCAUGUCCUGGCGUCCUUGGGCACCUGCAUGCUACAUCUGAAGACGCUGCUGGCAUGGAGCCGCAUGGGGGAGUUGUUUCCGUCUGGAGAGCAUUCGUCGGAGGAACUACUGAAACAGGCAGAGAGCAUCAACAUGUACUGCUUUUAUGGUCGUUGCCUGGGCUUUCAGUUCUGUGAAUCAAUGCAGACCGUAUUAAAAACUAUAUCCAUCUGCAUGGCAUCCUUCAGUGAAAUUUAUUAUGGUAAUGGAGGAAUAUUCUCAAAGGCAACUAAUUCAGUUUGGACUGGUGGCAAGUAUCUUUUAGACCCAGAACUUAGAGCCAGAAGAAUAGUUAACAUAUCUCAGCAUGCUCAAGUUGAUUUCUGCAAGUCAUUUUGGCUCUUGGCUGAGUCUGAGCUGAUGAGCCGUCUGCCAGGAAUGAUCUGCCCAGCUGUCGCAGUCAACAUUGUGAUCCAGAUCCCUCCGGAACCCCUCGAAAUGGCAACGUUGGUUGGUGGGCGGAUCCAGGUGCCCAUCCCUUCAGCCCAUAUUGGACUGGGACCAGUGCCGGUACGCCUCCUGUGUGCUACCCGCCGGGAAGGAAUG
Messenger RNA from Gryllus bimaculatus (two-spotted cricket), 1503 nucleotides. NCBI's taxonomy places the organism in Eukaryota, Metazoa, Arthropoda, Insecta, Orthoptera, Gryllidae. The record is from the annotation of a GenBank genome assembly.